This is a messenger RNA of Moneuplotes crassus, 428 nucleotides long. Lineage: Eukaryota; Ciliophora; Spirotrichea; Euplotida; Euplotidae. The record is from the annotation of a GenBank genome assembly.
GCUAUUGAAAGCAGUAUGGUUUCUAUUAUUCCCAAAAACCACCACUUGGCUAUUGGGUCUGCCAAAUAUCUUGAACGUUCUGAACAUGUGGUAACUCUAUUGUUGUAUCUACUCCUCCCAAGUAAUCUUUUAACCGAAACCUGUAUGUUCUUUUAUUAUUGGAAAUUCUAAAUCAAGAAGCUAAGUUAACAAUCAGAGAACAUGAAUAACUCCUUCAUCAUCUAAUGGGUUCUUUUAUUCUUUAGAUCCAAUAGUAUAGAGUAAGAUCGCACCUUAACAGAACAAGUAGACACCCUGUACAAACCCUUAAAGUUAAUUUAGUUAAAAAUGAGAGAUAACUGGGAACAAGUAAUAAUGGAUUAAUUGGCUAAUAUAACUGUUUAUUCAUAGCCACUUUCUAAUUACAGUGAUUCAAUUCUUCCAUUUGU